AUGGACGAGAAAGCUGAUAAGAGAGUUCAUAGAACCUUUCAGGAAUCUAAGACAGGGGAACCCAAUAUAUGUUCCGUUUGGUGUCGAGGGGAAGAUGGAUUUCGAGUAAAUGGAGCUUCAAGACCAGAAAAAGUAUCUUUCCAGAAUGCUAAUUGUCUUGGCCGACAAAAUCACAAUAAUGAAUACGGAAAGUUCGCAUCGCCCAUCAGCAGUAAAUGUAAUCAUUUCAGCGGAAAAGGUGAAGAUCGUAAAAUUUAUGUUCGGGGCGUCAGUCCGCACGUCACAAAAGAUCAACAAUUCAGUAGUACUGUCGAGGGAUACAAUCCAAUCGUCGCUACUUUUCUUUGGGCAACUGCGCCGAAUCGGUACCUUGGUGGGCCAUGCAUGGACGAAAGAAGAACCGAAGACACCGAUGAAGAGGAUGAACCUCGAGAAGGUUGCAAUAAUCCGAAAUCUCCACUUAUGAUAGUCGAAAUGAUUGCAAAUAAAUCAGAUCGUAAACGCGUUGCAAAUUCUCUUAACUGUAAACUCGAAGGCGGAGAUCUUUCUAAUUGUAUUUGUUACAUGGAACAAGUUAAAGAGUAUUAUGGUUUUGAUCAUAUCAUUAUCAUCGGAGAACUUCAUGCUGGAAUUCUUUUUUUUUGGACUGCUAUGGUCGUGUGUUCAUAUGGGACUCAAUGUGUUAUGUUUUAUGGUCGCUUGGGAAUUAUUGGAACGAGGCAGCAAAGACUAGCCAAACAGAGUGGGGUUUAG
Funneliformis caledonium is the source of this 753-nucleotide messenger RNA. The record is from the annotation of a GenBank genome assembly. Lineage: Eukaryota; Fungi; Glomeromycota; Glomeromycetes; Glomerales; Glomeraceae.